UACUCGCUGCUUAACAUUUCCCGAAACUGCAAGGUCUUGAGAGGUUACUGUUAAAAUAGACACUUCAAGGUAGUGUCUCUUAAGUAAUCUGGUAUCUUGUACGUCGCACAAUUUGUAUCGAUAAUUCGAGCGAUCGGCGAAUAAAAGGCAAAAUGGCAGCCCGUUCUCUGUUCAGAUAUACUCAGUCCAAAAGUGUUAUACCCCAAUUUCACAGAUGCUCUGCUACUCUAUCAGCCUAUGAGAUUCAGCACAGAACCCCGAGUAUUAAAAAAGUUAUGCCUAUACCUAAGGCACACUACGGUGGCCGACAUACUGUCACACUUUUACCUGGUGCUGGUAUUGGUCCCGAAUUAAUGAACUACGUAAAGAAGAUUUUUCGAUAUGCCGGUGUACCAGUUGAUUUCGAAGAUGUAGACAUCGAUCCGAAUGCCCAUAACAAUGACGACCUCGAUUUUGCGAUAACUUCGAUCCGAAGGAACGGAGUCGCUCUUAAAGGGAAUAUCGAAACUCGAAGCCGCGAAGCGGGAGUUCUUUCAAGAAAUGUCGCCCUACGUAAUCAGUUAGAUCUCUAUGUAAAUGUUGUGCAUUGUGUCUCGUACCCAAGCGUUCCGAGUCGCCAGAAAAACAUCGAUAUCGUUAUCGUUAGACAGAAUACAGAGGGCGAGUAUGCCAUGCUGGAGCACGAGAGUGCAAAUGGAAUUGUAGAGAGUAUGAAAGUCAUUACUCGUUCAAAUUCAGAGCGAGUGGCUCGUUAUGCAUUUGAAUAUGCCAAACGUAAUGGACGGAAGAAAGUCACUACGGUGCAUAAGGCGAAUAUCAUGAAAUUGUCGGAUGGCCUUUUUCUUGAGAUUUCUCGCAAGGUUGCCAAAGAUUACCCAGACAUAAUACAUAACGACAUGAUCAUCGACAAUUGCUGCAUGCAACUAGUUUCAAAUCCUCAUCAAUUCGACGUGGUAUUGACGACAAAUCUAUACGGUGCAAUAGUUUCUAACGUUGUGUGCGGCUUGCUUGGUGGUGCUGGUUUAUUAGCGGGGAAGAAUUUCGGCGAUCAUUACACGAUUUUUGAGCCAGGCACUCGUAAUACCGGCAAGCGCAUUGCUGGAAAGAAUAUUGCAAAUCCAAUUGCGAUGCUAAAUGCAGCUGUCGAUAUGCUUCGCCAUCUUGGCCAUAAGAAACACGCGGUAUUAAUACAAAAUGCAAUUAACAAGACGAUCAGCGAAGGUGUGCUUACUAAAGAUCUCGGAGGCCAAGCAAGCAGUACAGACGUUAUCGAUAAUAUCAUGAAGCACAUUAAGAUUGGUGCAGUUUAAAAAGACUGAACAUUGUAACUAGAAGGAUUUAGGAGCUAAUUCAGGACAAACGCGUUUCUAAUGGGAAAUCACUGAUUGAAAAAUGUGAAAUACCUGUUGUAGCAUACCAUUUUGAGCUGUGAUUAUCUUACUCAGCAUACUAAUGUAAUAUUUAUAAUUACGGUCAAAGUUCUAUUCGCUAUUUUUAAUAAACAUGUGAAUUUUACUAGUCGCACAAACAAGAUGUCUUAGGCAGUGGAUACUGUAUUAGAACGAGAUCGUGAGAGAUCUAUUGUACAGUAUGAGAAAUGUAAACCUAUUAUGGUUCACCAUACCUUGUAUCAUAUUGCAAAAGUAUUAUAAUUAGUGUAAAUGAAUCGUCCUUUUAUCGCCACUUUAAUCAUGCCUUGUAAGUAACAAUUUCAAGAAGGUGCCAAACAACCUCUACGAAUGUACUUUAAAUCAUCUUAAAUUAAAUGCCACUCGUCCAA
Orussus abietinus is the source of this 1780-nucleotide messenger RNA. It is a transcript of the gene Idh3g, whose product is annotated as isocitrate dehydrogenase [NAD] subunit gamma, mitochondrial. Gene Ontology annotation, biological process: isocitrate metabolic process; tricarboxylic acid cycle. The transcript is spliced from 2 exons. The record is from RefSeq and is a predicted model, not a curated record. Gene Ontology annotation, cellular component: mitochondrion. Bases 153 to 1310 code for a protein of 385 amino acids. NCBI's taxonomy places the organism in Eukaryota, Metazoa, Arthropoda, Insecta, Hymenoptera, Orussidae.